Molecule: messenger RNA, 3432 nt
Organism: Sparassis crispa
Lineage: Eukaryota; Fungi; Basidiomycota; Agaricomycetes; Polyporales; Sparassidaceae
Product: DNA-directed RNA polymerase III subunit RPC2
Exons: 14
Coding region: 1-3432 (1143 amino acids)
Biological process (GO): DNA-templated transcription
Cellular component (GO): RNA polymerase III complex
Molecular function (GO): ribonucleoside binding; DNA-directed RNA polymerase activity; DNA binding
Source: RefSeq, a predicted model, not a curated record
AUGACAGGCCAUGAUGAGGACGAACAGGAUUGGGAUACGCUGAACCAGCCAAAUUGGCGCGGUCUUGGCCUGACCGAUCCAAUCAAGACCGUAGAGGACAAAUGGCUCCUGCUACCUGCCUUUCUCAAAGUCAAGGGUCUUGUGAAGCAACACAUUGACUCUUUCAAUUAUUUUGUGGACGUGGACAUCAAGAACAUCUUGAAGGCGAAUAACAAGGUCACCUCGGACGUGGAUCCCCGCUUCUGGCUCAAAUACACGGACAUCGUCGUUGGAUUCCCUGACCGCACGGAUCCAGAUGCGAUUGACAAGAGCGUCACUCCGCACGAAUGCCGACUGCGGGAUACGACCUAUGGCGCGCCGAUCCUUGUCACGAUUCAAUACACGCGCGGGAAGACCGUGGUGCGCCGGGCGAACGUCAACAUUGGGCGGCUGCCCAUCAUGCUCCGGAGCAACAAGUGCGUGCUUGCCGGUCGCAACGAGGCACAGCUGGCACGCAUGACGGAAUGUCCGCUCGACCCGGGCGGGUACUUCAUCGUGAGGGGCACGGAGAAGGUCAUCCUCGUGCAGGAGCAGCUGAGCAAGAAUCGUAUCAUUGUGGAGGUCGACCCGACGAAGGGCAUUGUCCAGGCGUCGUGCACGUCGUCAACGCACGGUGGUCUGAAGUCGAAGACGUACGUCGCGACGAAGAAGGGGAAAAUCUACCUGCGGCACAACUCGAUACACGAAGACGUCCCCAUCGUGAUUGCGCUGAAGGCGCUCGGGAUCCAGUCGGACAAGGAGAUCCUGCUGUUGACUGCGGGGAACCACGAGGCGUACAAGUCAGCGUUUUCACCGAACCUCGAGGAGGCCGCGAAGCUGGGCGUCUUGACGCGGCAGCAGGCGCUGGAGUAUAUCGGCUCGAGGGUGAAGGUGAACCGACGGGUGGUAGGUCCACGGCGGCCGGCAUGGGAAGAGGCGCUGGAGGCGCUAGCGACGAUCGUCCUCGCGCACGUACCCGUUCACGGCUUGAACUUCCGCUCGAAGGCGAUCUUCGUUGCGACUAUGACAAGGCGCGUGCUCAUGGCGAUGGAUGACGAGAAGAUGGUCGAUGACCGGGAUUAUGUGGGUAAUAAGCGUCUCGAAUUAGCGGGACAGCUGCUUGCUCUGCUGUUCGAGGAUCUCUUUAAGACAUUUAACACUAAUCUGAAGUCUGCGAUAGACAAGGUACUGAAGAAGCCGUCGCGGACUAGCGAGUUUGAUGCAUUCAACACGAUGCAGUUUCAAGGGGACCAUAUCACCUCUGGGUUCGUGCGUGCUAUAUCGACAGGGAACUGGUCACUUAAACGCUUCAAGAUGGACCGCGCAGGUGUCACGCAUGUUCUCAGCAGGCUGUCCUUCAUAUCUGCGCUCGGCAUGAUGACGCGCAUUUCGUCGCAGUUCGAGAAGACGCGCAAGGUCAGCGGUCCUCGCGCGCUGCAACCCAGUCAGUGGGGUAUGCUCUGCCCCAGCGACACGCCCGAAGGCGAAGCAUGCGGUCUCGUGAAAAAUCUCGCGUUAAUGACACAUAUUACAACCGACGUCGAGGAAGAGCCAAUUAUCCGGAUUGCAUUCAUGCUUGGUGUGGAAGACAUCAGCCUAGCGACUGGGACCGAGAUAUAUGGCCCGAACACCUUUGUGGUGAACGUGAACGGGACGAUCAUCGGUCUUACUCGGUAUCCAGCGCGCUUCGUGAAUAAUUUCCGCAAGCUACGCCGUGCCGGCCGAUUUAGCGAGUUCGUGAGCGUGUAUAUCAAUCACCAUCAUCGGACGGUGCUCAUCGCAAGCGAUGGUGGGCGCAUCUGCCGUCCUAUGAUCAUCGUGGAAAACGGAAGGCCACGGGUGACGUCCGAUCACAUCUUGGAACUGAAGAAGGGGCUUCUGACCUUCGAUGAUUUCCUUCGCAAGGGUCUGGUGGAAUAUCUCGAUGUCAACGAGGAGAAUGACUCUUUUAUCGCUCUCUACGAGCAGGAUAUCGUUCCCAGCACCACACACCUCGAAAUCGAACCAUUUACACUGCUUGGCGCCGUAGCGGGUCUUAUUCCUUAUCCUCAUCACAACCAGUCGCCGCGCAAUACCUAUCAAUGUGCCAUGGGUAAACAAGCCAUUGGCGCGAUUGGAUACAACCAAUUAAACAGGAUUGAUACUCUUCUCUAUCUAUCCGUCUAUCCGCAGCAGCCGAUGGUCAAGACAAAGACGAUCGAGCUCAUUGGUUACGACCGGUUGCCUGCAGGACAGAACGCCACCGUGGCAGUAAUGAGUUACUCAGGCUACGACAUCGAGGAUGCACUGAUUUUGAACAAGGCUAGUCUCGAUCGCGGAUAUGGUAGGUGUCAGGUCCUGCGCAAAAAUGCCACGCUCAUUCGCAAGUACCCCAACGGCACGUUUGAUCGUCUGGCCGAUGCUCCGGUUGACGAGAAUGGCCAAAUCCAGAAGAAGUACGAUAUUGUUCAGUCGGACGGCCUUGCAGGUGUGGGGGAGCGUGUCGACCCGGGGGACGUGUAUAUCAACAAACAGACGCCGACAAAUGCCAACGACAACUCCUUCACUGGCCAGGCUGCGGCCGUGCCAUACAAGAACGCCCCUAUGACUUACAAGUCCCCCGUCGCGGGCUACGUAGACAAGGUUAUGAUCAGCGAUACGGAAAACGAUCAAACGCUCAUCAAGGUUCUCAUCCGUCAAACGCGGCGACCGGAACUCGGAGACAAGUUUUCGUCGAGGCACGGCCAGAAGGGCGUCUGUGGCCUCAUUGUUAACCAGGAAGACAUGCCGUUCAAUGACCAGGGCAUAGUGCCUGACACUAUCAUGAAUCCACACGGUUUCCCGUCCCGAAUGACUGUCGGGAAGAUGAUUGAGCUGUUGGCAGGAAAGGCAGGUGUUCUUGCUGGUCAACUACAGUAUGGUACUGCAUUCGGCGGAUCCAAGGUAGAAGACAUGUCUCGAAUUCUGAUCGAGAAGGGAUUCAGCUACGCUGGCAAAGACAUGCUUACGAGCGGCAUCACCGGCGAGCCCAUGGAGGCAUAUGUCUACUUCGGGCCCAUCUACUAUCAGAAACUCAAGCACAUGGUCAUGGACAAGAUGCAUGCUCGCGCAAGGGGGCCCCGUGCAACUUUGACGCGACAACCUACCGAAGGUCGCUCAAGAGAGGGCGGUCUCCGCCUUGGCGAAAUGGAACGCGACUGUCUUAUCGGCUACGGAGCGACGCAGCUGCUAUUGGAACGUCUCAUGAUAUCGUCCGAUAAGUUCGAGGUGAAUGCGUGUCAAGAGUGCGGCCUCAUGGGCUACAACGGCUGGUGCACGUACUGCAAGAGUUCCAAGAAAAUGGCACAACUGACGAUACCUUAUGCUGCAAAGUUAUUGUUCCAAGAAUUGAUGGCGAUGAAUGUUGUUCCACGUCUGGUGCUAGAUGAUGCCUGA